AAAAAAUUGAAGGUGAUUUGAAAUUUCUACACAAGAUUUUGAGAUUUUUGAGAUGCACAAAAUUAGGAUGCACUAUAGGAUCUUCUCCUAUAUCAAAACUUUAUGAAUCACAAGCGAUAAUCUUGCAAUGGCACGUAACAUUUUCAAGACGCAGUGUCCCAAUAUAUAGCAACUUCUGCUUUUCUAAUCUCUAAAACCCUGUACUCUUCGAGCUCCAGGGAACAAACAUGGCGCUAACCAUAUCAACUGAGUGGUGUAGCAUUGCCAGAAUCAAUACCCACACGAGCACUUCGUGUUCAUUCUUAACACCGUUGAACAUUUCUAAGCCUUCAAAGUUCUCCUUCAACCACAAAAAUGUUGGCAGUAGUAAUAACAUAAUUUUUUCUUGGAAUUUCAAGAAGUCGCUUAUUGGUUUCAAGGCCAUUACAAGGCAUGCAUUUCCCAAGAAGAAAAGUAUGCCCAAACAGGAUGAAGAGAAUUCCGGCGACGAGGAGGAUAAAUGGGACUAUAAGAAAUACCAGGCUUUACUCAGAGGAGGAGAAGAAGUUACUUCUGUACUAGAGGAAAUGAUAGAACUGUUGAAAGAUAUAGCAAUGGACGCUAAGUCAGAGGAAGUUGCAGUUCAUAUAGCAGCUCAAGGAGUUGUGGGGAGGAGAGUGGAGAGUCUCGAUACCAGCUUCAUGAUGGCUCUCGAUUUUAUGCUCAGCCAGUCUGAGAAUGAAGUUAGCGAGAGAAAGUGGCUACUAGAGGUGAUAAAGGACACAGUGAUGUCAUAUAUGACAAGGAAAUUGUCUCCACAUGCGCAAGUGGUUGGGAUGCUUUGCCGAACACCUAGGAAGGAGAGUCGCCUAGAGUUACUUCGUCGUGUUGCUGGAGGUGGAGGAACAUUUGAUUAUGAAACUGGAGGGAAAGUUGUGCUUCCUAAAGCCAAUCUGAAUGACAUUGCCAACCAAGCAGAUGAUUUAUUAGAGACAAUGGAGGAGAAGCAGGCUGUACCAGACCGUAGGUUACUAGCAAGGCUAGUACUUGUUAGAGAGGAAGCCCGGAGCAUGAUGGGAGGUGGAAUAUUGGAUGAGAGGAAUCACCGUGGUCUAAGCACACUUCCUCAAGCAGAGGUUCACUUACUUUUGCAUAUCCUCCAAAGGAGAAUAGGGGAUGCUGCCUUUGGGCCUGAAAAGGAAGGGCUUCCUGGGCACCUUGCUGUGAUAGGUCAUACACCUUCUGUCAUACUGACUGAAUCUGUAACCCUGGAUUGUGGGACAGGUACGGGCUCCACUUCAGCAAAUCAGUUAAGUCAGCGAACCUUAAGGGCAGUAGAAAGAGAAAAAAAGAACGCUGCAAUAGCCAUGGAACACGAAUUCAAAACUUUUAUGGAACAAACUACUCAGGCCCUACAAAACAUAACUGCAACCAUAGGUAAUCUUAGGCCAAACACAAGAAAUGGAAGGGAAAGAUCUCCAAGUCAAUCUGAAAGUGAUAAUGGGACCACCCGGGAGUCUACCCCUAGAACAAAUGUACCUCGUUUUCUAUUUAGGGAAGAGCCAUCCAGAGGUGGUGAGGAAACUCAUAUCCCUGGCAUAAGGGAACUUGCUGCAGAAUACACAAGAUUAGACACUGAAAUUAAAAGAAGUAUUCCCUUCUUUGAAUUUUGUGAAGCCGAUUCAAGGAGAAACUAUAGUAAAAGAAGGGCACAGCCUAACAUGGAGAUACAAAACAAGGUGGGUAAAAUGACCAUUCCCAACUUUGAUGGAUGUGGGGAAAUCUCAGUUCACUCAUGGAUUCAAAACUGA
This is a messenger RNA of Cryptomeria japonica (Japanese cedar), 1790 nucleotides long. RefSeq lists its product as uncharacterized. Gene Ontology annotation, cellular component: chloroplast nucleoid. The record is from RefSeq and is a predicted model, not a curated record. NCBI's taxonomy places the organism in Eukaryota, Viridiplantae, Streptophyta, Pinopsida, Cupressales, Cupressaceae. The transcript has 8 exons. The coding region runs from base 228 to 1790 and encodes 520 amino acids. Gene Ontology annotation, biological process: regulation of DNA-templated transcription.